Messenger RNA from Aspergillus puulaauensis, 276 nucleotides. RefSeq lists its product as uncharacterized. The coding region runs from base 1 to 276 and encodes 91 amino acids. The transcript has 2 exons. The record is from RefSeq and is a predicted model, not a curated record. Lineage: Eukaryota; Fungi; Ascomycota; Eurotiomycetes; Eurotiales; Aspergillaceae.
AUGCUUGAGAGGUUGAUCGGAGCAGCCGCCCUUGGGCGCCCUUCCGUUAGGGUUGGCGACCUGUUGGGGGAAUUGGAUAUGGUCGCGGAGGCGUCUCGAUGGGCGACGGGGGAGCUGGCGGAACCGGAUGAUGCGGAGGGGCGGACAUCGGCAUCUGCAUCGGCAUCGGAGGAAAAGGAUGGUGAUGGUGAUAUUGAGAUGCCGGAUGCCCCCCCCUGGAUAGGAUGUGACGACCCAGCAUGUUGCAUCUUGAUUCUACCAGAAUCAAGUUGCUAG